Closterium sp. Naga37s-1 is the source of this 921-nucleotide messenger RNA. The record is from the annotation of a GenBank genome assembly. NCBI's taxonomy places the organism in Eukaryota, Viridiplantae, Streptophyta, Zygnematophyceae, Desmidiales, Closteriaceae.
AUGCCUAACGUCCAUCCAUCUCCCCUUACAACCCCACAGGAGGCAGCAUGCGGCGCAUUCGCCUCACAUGCCACGUGGCACCAGCAGCAGAUGCUGAGAUGGUGCGGGUGGGGAGGCAGCAUGCGGCGCAUUCGCCUCACAUGCCACGUGGCACCAGCAGCAGAUGGUGCGGGUGGGGCGUGGGGCGACGAUCCCCCCUGCAUGUUCAUGGCUCUGUUCUCCGACCUCUCUGCUGCUCUGCACGGCUCCAAGGAGGUGGGGGCCAAGCGGUGUGCGUUCAUUCUCCAGCACCUGCCAGCAGGAGUGGCGCACAUGCUUCCCUGUCUCUUACCUCGGGAGGUGCGGGCCAAGCGGUGUGCUUUCAUUCUCCAGCACCUGCCAGCAGGAGUGGCGCACAUGCUUCCAGAGGAGCGAACCAGAGGGGGAAGCGGAGGGGGAGGGAGUGGCGGGGGGAGCGGCAACAGCGCCGGCAGUGGUAGGGGCAGCAGAGGGGAGAGGAGCGGCGGUGGCAGCAGCAACGGGGAUGAGGUGGUUAUUAAUCCUCAUAUGGAGGCUAUUACGGGGUAUUCACGGGAGGAGCUGAGCUCGGUUGACUCGUGGUUCUCGUGCCUCUUCAGGGAAAGGGCGGAAGAGGAAAAGGGCGGAAGAGGUGAGGGGGAGGGACACUUAAAGAGUGGGAGAAUGGGAAGCAGAUGGAGAGUGCGCCAAAUCCUGGAAGCGGACCGGGCGAUGGGGUUGCGAGAGUCGAGAACGUUAAGAAUGGUGCGGAGGGAUGGCGCGCCGCGGUGGUUAGAGGUGGCGGUGAGGGACUGCGGGGCGGGAGGGGGCGACCUGUGGGUGGUCAGCGACAUCACGGACCAUCUGAUCGUGCGGGAGAAGUUUCGGCUGCUCUAUGAAGCCUCGUCGGUGAGUGGUUGGUGA